Molecule: messenger RNA, 1962 nt
Organism: Cryptomeria japonica (Japanese cedar)
Lineage: Eukaryota; Viridiplantae; Streptophyta; Pinopsida; Cupressales; Cupressaceae
Product: transcription termination factor MTEF1, chloroplastic-like
Exons: 2
Coding region: 103-975 (290 amino acids)
Biological process (GO): chloroplast organization; regulation of DNA-templated transcription
Cellular component (GO): chloroplast
Molecular function (GO): double-stranded DNA binding
Source: RefSeq, a predicted model, not a curated record
UGAUGGCCAUAUGGAGAACAAAAUUUUCAUUAACCAUUUUUGUAAAUCUUUAUCGACGUGUACGCCAGUAAACCCUAAUCCUCGAUGAAAACCCUCGAUUAAAUGCUCUUCCACUCAUCUGGUUGCUCGUAUCUCUGUUUCCUCUGCUCAUUUCUUGCGCUGAAUACAAUGGCAUUCAUAUUGUUAUGGAGAUGCAUAGUUUGUUCAGGGAAAUCUUCGUCAUGUCUUCCUCUGAAAAUCAAAUUGCAUUCUCCACCAUUCAUAUUCCCACCAUUCUCAACACUUUCUUCUUCAUCAUCAUCUAGUUUCACACCCUCCCUCAAUAUCAUUUCAGAGCUCCUAACAAAAGAUUGUGGGUUUUCUUCUUUACAAGUGACAACUGUAAUGAGAAGAGCACCACGGCUGUUGAGAAACAAAUCCGACCAGACCGCUAGAGAAGUCAUUCAUCUCCUUAGAGAUUCUGGAUUCACUGAAAACAAGCUCAAGAUUCUAAUUGUUAAAAACCCAACUAUUCUUUUACUCAAAGUGGAUAGUCAGUUGAAGCCCAAGAUGGAGUUCCUGAAAAAAAUGGGCUUGGCUACUCAAGACAUAGCACAUAUGGCAUUGCGCACACCCAGAUUGCUUGCCUCGAGUUUGGAAAACUCUGUUGUCCCUAGAAUUCUCCAUCUUGAAACCAUAUUUGGCUCAAAGGUCCAUCUGUGCAAGGCUUUGAGAGUAGCGCCCCAGCUUUUGACGAGUGAUUUUGAGAGGCAGGUGAAACCUAAAGUGGAGUAUUUGAAGAAUAGUCUAGGCAUUCUGGAAGGUUCAACAGCAUUUGCGCGAGCCCUCAAUGCGGUUAUAGGCCUUAGUUUUGAAACCUUGGAAGCGAAAACUAAACAUAUGGCGAGUCUUGGUCUGGCAGAGGAGGAAAUCAGUCAAAUUCUUAAGGUCUUGAGCCCCGGAUUGUUGCUUUGUAUUCACCGAUUUUGGGUUUAAGCAUAGAGAAAAGGCUCAAACCCCGCUAUGAAGUCUUCAAAUCUCUGAGGACAAGUCCACAUGCCAAGGAUCUACCUAGCCUGGCUAAAUUCUUUAAGCUAGGUGAGAGAGAAUUCCUUGCUAAGUUCAGCCAAUACAAUACUAGUCAAGUCUAACGGUCAUUGUUUAUAGUGAUGCGCUUUUGUUUCUUCAAAGGUUGGGCUGGUAUUAAAAGGGCACUGGAACUUACCUAGUACAAGGUAAUGUCUUAAACGAUUUUUACCUUCUUGAUUAUAAAAGACAAAAGACAAGAGAGGAGAAUACAAGGGACUGCGUUGAAAGAGGAAGCAGCAUCAGGAAGACAAGAGACAGGAUUUGAAAGCAUGGAAUUUUUGUUGAAAAUAGAGGAGCUCAAUCUCCUCUUUCUGUAUUGAUUUUAUCAGAACUAAAAGUCUGUGAGUUUUAUAUUUCAUCAGUCUAAGUAUCUGUAGAGCAGAUAUUUAGUGUUAGUAAAAGUUGCCCCAUUGUUAUCUCUCCCUUGGGAGUAUAUGUAAAUAAUCUGCCAUUGUCAUUAGUGUUCAGUAGUAGAGUUUGUGAGAAGUACCUCAUUUUAAUUAAAUUCUCAGAAAAUAAGCUAAUCUUCUCUUCCGUUGUGGAUAAUGGCAUUAUAGUUGGGGUUUCCUUGUUUUUGUUGACUAUUUUAGGGCGUGGGAAUGAAUAUUUGUUCCAGACUGCCUGGAUUGAUUACCCAUUCGGUUGGGCUACCCACAGGGUUUGCAUCAAUUCUUUACCUAUGAGUUUAAAUUCUACUGACAAAUUGGCUUUUGUUUGGAUCAUUCUGCUGUAGAUUCAAUCAAAAUGAACAGUCAUUAAAUCCGUUUAGCUCCAUCUACAGUUCAGAUUUGAAUUCACAAUUAGGAUAUCCAUUCACAGAGUAAGUUGAUAUUUCAUUUCUUCUGUAUAGCUUUAACAAUAAGCAUGAUAUUUGCAGCAGUCUAUUAUUACAAA